This is a messenger RNA of Trichophyton rubrum CBS 118892, 1945 nucleotides long. RefSeq lists its product as uncharacterized. The transcript is spliced from 2 exons. The record is from RefSeq and is a predicted model, not a curated record. NCBI's taxonomy places the organism in Eukaryota, Fungi, Ascomycota, Eurotiomycetes, Onygenales, Arthrodermataceae. Bases 969 to 1469 code for a protein of 166 amino acids.
AGAGAAGGAGGAGAGCGAGUCUCGCGGUAAAAGCAAACAUGAAGGAGACCAGAAGACGAACCCCACAGGCUCACUCGCCCGGUAGAAGCGCUGCUGGGACGUGGCCGUCAUGAUUCCCCGUAUGUCUCUACCUUACGGCGGAUAUCAGAAGCUGGAAUGGCCGAGGUAACUAACUAGCCACCAGUUGGCCAGGCAGAUAGUUAUCUAGAACCAGCACAUAGAUCUACUAGUUACGAUGAACUGCCUAGUUAACUAAUUACCUAGCUAAGCCUUCGUAAGCCGAUAACUAGUUAGCUAGCUUGUCGAUCGGCCCUGAAGAGUCGGAGAUGGAGAGUUGGCUAGCUAGUUACAAGACUGCCCGGCUCUCCGCGGUGGGAUGGUUGAGAGCAUCUCCAUCCUGGCCUAUAUUCGAGAGCGAGAGAGAAGGGAGACUCUCGAGGCCGGAACGGAGGAGUUCUUCAACAGUCACUCCCUGGCAUGGAUAGGAUGCUGCAUGUCAUCCAGGGCUGCUGCGGUCCUUUAUCCGUUGCCCCCUAUUCUUCCCUUAACCCUUAACCAGCUAGUUAGUUAGUCACCCAAGGCAUGCCUAAGAGAUUAUUAGCUAGCUAGCUAGCUAGUGGCUGGUUCAAGAUAGAUAAACUAGCUGACUGAUGUCAUCGCUGCGGCUUAUCAGUGAGAAGGGCUGCUGCUGCUAAGCACUGCUGGCCAGUCGAGAUAGUGAAGGAUAGGACAGGACAGGACAGGACAACAGCCGGACAGAGAGGACAGAGCCAUUACUAGCUAGCUAGAUAACCCCAGAGUCACUGGCUGCUGGAUGUCCAGGUGAAGCUGGAAGAAGUCUUGCCGGGUUAUUUAGUUGUCUCCCUGCUGCGCUUCUGCUUCAUCUUCUUUGCACCAACUUCCACCUUCCACUGCUACAUCUACAUAUCUACUUCUGCUUCUGCAUCGCCGCCAGAAAGACCAGAAUCAUGGCUGAAGGCCGUCCAGGCACCAACAUCGACUCCCACACACCCACUCCCCGCGGCGGCGUCCGUCUCAACAAGAUCGCCGAGUCCUGGGAAGACGAAGACCUCUCCUCCUCCGAAGAUGAAGCUAGUGAUGCAGAAACAGCCAUCACGGCGCCCCCGGCUGAGGCCAGCACCCACCAGCACCACCAGGUCAGCCGCAGCGGCAUCCGCGCGCCUCCUCCAACUCCCAACGUGUCUCGCCAGUCCAGCUGCCGCUCUACCACCAGCAGUGCCUCGUGUACCUCUUCAGGCUACUCCAAGCGUCCUGAGAAACAGAUUGCAGUGGCUACGAGGAUGAUUGGCAACGCGCUGGGUCACCGAGUGGCCAGAUCUGAUAGUCAGAAGGAAUAUGACCGCACUGUGAUUGCAAAUGAGAAGAAGCGGCGCGAGAAGGAGAAGCUCGCAGAGGAGCAGAAGCGAGAGGAAGAAGAGAAGGCAAAGGCCGCUAUCUGGGAUGAAUGAAUGUGUUUUUAUAUCACAUCAUACAACCUUUCACUUUGCCUUGCCUGCCUUGAUAUCAAAGAGGACUUUCACGUCGCUGCUGUUUUUCCUUUGAUUUGGCCUCUCUAGUUGCCUGUUAUUAAAUCAAUGUACUUUAAUAAUGAUACAGAUGAAACAAUGCUAUAAAAGCAUAUGAUACCAAGUUUCUAAAACUAUAGAAGAAAGUUACCUUUAAUGACCGAAGUAGAAUGACAAAAUGCAUCUGUAUUUUAUUCAAAUAGAUGCUCCAGAAAGGAUAUGAUAUUAAAGCCACCCUCCCCAGGAACACACUAUUGAAGCAGAGGAUAAGUAGGUCCCCCUGAGUCAUUGAAAGAUAUAUACAUGAAAAAGAUAAAGGUAGACGUAGACGAAUAAGUAGACGUUUGAAUAAAAGAAGAACAAAAUGAUGUAUGCCACGAGGAUGAAAGAAUGAUAAAAGUUGCCCUGCCCCCACACAG